AUGCGAAAACAAAAUGUUCUAUUCCUAGCCACAGUCAAUGAAGAUCUAUUGGAUUUAAAACGAUGCGGAAGUUACACAAAAGUUCUACGAGUAACCGCUUACGCAAGAAGAUUUAUUUAUAAUUGUCGAAGUGACUAUAAACGAGUUGGUUCUCUAAAUGUUGAUGAAAUUAAUGAAGCUGAAAAUUACUGGAUUUUGAAUGCUCAAGAACAUGCUUUCCCUUCAGAAAAAAAACUCUUUAAGGGGGAAGAGUUAGAAAACAGUUCGAAAAUUAAGUGCUUUAACCCGUUUUUGGAUGAGAACAAAAUAAUAAGAUUAGAAGGAAAGUUACAAUUUUCCAAUUUAACAGAAGAAGGAAAACAUCCAAUUUCGUUAUCAAAUAACUAUGAAAUAACAAAGUUCUUAAUCCAUGAAAAUCACGAAAAAGUUGCUCAUGGAGGCGUAUCCGCAACUAUAACAAAAUUACGACAGAGAUUCUGGAUACUAAAAGCGACAAAAGUUACGAAAAUUAUCAUUAAGAAGUGUUUAAUUUGUAGAAAACAUCGUGCAAAACCAUUUUGUGAAGUUACUGCUCCUUUACCAGCAGAUCGUAUCAUGAAUAUCCAACGCUUUCGAUGUUUCAGCAGUCGAUUUUGCUGA
Molecule: messenger RNA, 639 nt
Organism: Uloborus diversus
Lineage: Eukaryota; Metazoa; Arthropoda; Arachnida; Araneae; Uloboridae
Exons: 1
Coding region: 1-639 (212 amino acids)
Source: RefSeq, a predicted model, not a curated record